Molecule: messenger RNA, 1197 nt
Organism: Macrosiphum euphorbiae (potato aphid)
Lineage: Eukaryota; Metazoa; Arthropoda; Insecta; Hemiptera; Aphididae
Source: the annotation of a GenBank genome assembly
AUGAACACGAAAAGUUACAUCUUAGACAACGGUGCAUACACGGCCAAAGUUGGCCACACGGACGAUGAGACGCCCAAGAUUAUACCCAAUUAUAUUAUGAAGGCCAAGAGUGAACGGCGGAGAACAUUCAUCGGCGAUCAGCUUUCAGAGUGCCGAGACAAAUCGGGACUGUACUUCAUGUUGGGCUUUCAAAAGGGUUACUUGUUGAACUGGGAUAUUCAGAAAACAGUAUGGGAUUACAUAUUCAGCAAAGAUUGUUGCAAAGCCAACUUUUUAGAAAUGCCACUAAUUGUGACUGAACCAUACUUCAAUUUUAGUUCCAUUCAAGAAGGAAUGACAGAAAUGUUUUUUGAAGAAUAUGAGUUCCAAGCUUUAUUGCGAACUAAUGCUGGAAAUCUAUCUUGUUACCAUUAUCAACACGAUAAACCAUCCACCAAAUGUUGCUUGGUUGUUGAAACCGGCUAUAGUUUUACACAUAUUGUUCCUUACAUUUUACAAAAAAAAUUCAAGCCUGGUAUGUUACGUGUCAAUGUUGGUGGCAAAAUUCUUACUAAUCAUUUGAAAGAAGUGAUAUCAUACCGACAGUUACACGUUAUGGAAGAAACAUACGUUAUGAAUCAAUGCAAGGAAGACUUGUGUUUUAUGUCUACAGAUUUCGAUCGAGAUCAUAAAAUUGCAAAAAUGAAAUGGCCCAAAAAUACUAUUGUCAGAGACUAUGUUCUACCUGAUUAUACCACUGUGAAUAGAGGAAUUAUAAGAACAUUAGACGAGACCUCUGUGAGCAGAACUAUAGAUAAAGAUCAACAAGUUUUACGAAUGAACAAUGAACGUUUUACAAUACCAGAAAUCUUAUUUCAUCCAAAUGAUAUUGGGAUACCACAAAUGGGUAUAUCAGAAGCAAUCAUUCUCAGUAUAAAUUUGUGUCCAGAAGAGACUAGACCUCAUUUAUAUAACAACAUCAUUGUAACUGGUGGUAACGGUUGUUUUCCUGGUUUUGAAGAGCGUCUUACUAAAGAAGUGCGAGCUCUUGCUCCUGAUGAAUUUGAUGUUUCAGUAACUGUACCUGAAAAUCCCAUUACAUACGCUUGGCAUGGAGGAAAUUUACUAAGUAAAGAUCCAGACUUUUUUUCGCUUGUGGUGACUAAAGAAGAAUACGAUGAAGAAGGAUUUUCUGCUUGCCAUCGAUUUGAUGUUUAA